GAUGAAUCGGAAUACCAAAAAACAUUAAACCCAGCUCUAAACAAAUGCUACUUCACAUCUUCAUUCAGGAACUAUUAUUGCAGAUAAGUUUGUAUUGAUGGAAAAAGUGGGAUAAGGUAGCUUUGGAUAUAUAUUUAAAACCGAGAAUAUUGAAACAAAAGAAAUAGUGGCUACUAAAUUUGAGAAAAGAGAGAAUCGCAGUAAUGGCACAGCAAGCAUGCUAGUCAGAGAAAUCAAAGUAUUACUAGAAUUAAGUGGAGUAGAUGGUAUCAUAACAAUAUUAUAAUUAUAAAGGUUUCCCAUAAAUUCAAUAUUAUGGAAGAGAUGAAAAUUAUAAUUAUUGCAUGAUCACAUAUUUAGGUCAUAAUUUAGAAUACCUGCUUAGAAGAAGUAAAGGCUUUUCAUAAUUAUCAUGUCUUAAAUUAUCUCUUUAAUUAAUUGAGAGAUUGGAAUCUCUACAUAAUAAAAAUAUUAUUCAUAGAGAUUUAAAACCUGAAAACAUGGUUAUUGGAUAUAUUGAUACCCACAUUGUAUAUUUGAUUGAUUUUGGAUUAGCUAAAUAUUUUAAAGAUAGUAAUGGAUAACAUAUACCUCUAUCUGAUAAAAAAGGAAUUAUUGGAACUGCUAGAUAUGCAAGUAUAGCAGCUCAUUAAGGAUUUGAAUAAUCUAGAAAAGAUGAUUUAGAGAGUUUAGCAUAUGUAUUGAUUUAUUUAAACUUGGGAAAACUUCCAUGGAUGAAUCUUUAAAUUGCUGAUAAACAUGAGAAAUAUUAAACUAUAUUGGAAAUGAAGAAAAAUACAAAAUUAGAAGAAUUGACUGAAGAACUUCAUUAGUGCUAUUUAUUAUUAUUAUAACAUGCAAAAUCAAGAGAAUUUUCAGAAUCUCCUAAUUAUGCAUUUCUUAAAGAUUAAUUUAGAAAAGCUAUAAAUGAAAAAGAAUGUGAAGAAUCAUUUUAUUAAUUUGAUUGGGAAAAAUUAGCAGAAGUUAAGAACAAAAAAUAAAUUAUCUAAAAUUAAUUAGCCAAUCCACCUGUUGUAAGAAGUACUAUUAAAAGAUCAUCUGCUGUUGUUGAUUAUCCUAAAAAGUAACCUUCAAAUCAUUUAAUCAUUCCUGAACCUGAAAAUUUUGAAAAUAGAAGUCGAAAUGUAAAAAUUACUUCUUUUUAUUUUAUUAGGGAGUAAGCAUGCAUACUUAAGGAACAUCUAAAAUGAUAAAUUAUCAAUAAAGUCAUAAAAAUAUUGUUGAAGUUGAUAAAUAUAGAAGAUUUAUGUAAUAAUAAUUACCAAGAAAUUAAAAUAAAAGUCAAACAGUAAUGUAAAAAUAAUAAUCAACAUUUUGCAAAGAGACUAGUAAACAUUUUCAUGAAAGAAUGAAAACAAUUGAAUAAGUAGAAUAAGAGUUUGAAUCAUUCAAUGAUUUAGAUCUAUUAGCUUAGGAUGAUGCAAAUUUACACUUCAAUAAUAUUGAAGCUUUCUCUUUCAAACAUUCAUUGUAACAUUGA
Paramecium pentaurelia is the source of this 1501-nucleotide messenger RNA. Lineage: Eukaryota; Ciliophora; Oligohymenophorea; Peniculida; Parameciidae. The record is from the annotation of a GenBank genome assembly.